This is a messenger RNA of Homarus americanus (American lobster), 582 nucleotides long. RefSeq lists its product as uncharacterized. The transcript is spliced from 4 exons. NCBI's taxonomy places the organism in Eukaryota, Metazoa, Arthropoda, Malacostraca, Decapoda, Nephropidae. Bases 61 to 582 code for a protein of 173 amino acids. The record is from RefSeq and is a predicted model, not a curated record.
AGGUAGAUGGCGCUGAGGCUGAUAUGACGGUGAAGUGGAGACUGUGAAGGCAGCAACACCAUGGGUCCUGGUGGAGGCUCAGUAGGACUCCACGUGUCUCAGGAUCCCGUCGCCCAAAUGAAUACAUUCAGGUCAUACGUGUCCAUGCUGGCAGACCCCGGCUCUAAGGAUGAGAACAAACUGAAGGCUGCCCAGGCCCUGAGUGAAGACCUUGAGACUAUUGUUGCCUCACCUCAGUAUCCAUCUUUUCUUGAACAUGCCAUGAAGAUAUUUAUCAAGAUACUAAGUGAAGGUGAUCCGCUCUUUAUAUCAGAGUACAACAUCCAGGUAAGCUCACCACACAGAGGUCAGCUCACGUCAGGUAAGCUUGUACCAGGAACAAAGGUUUUUAAGCCUUUCCUGGAUCAUCAGCAUCACUGUCACUGCUAUCAAUUCCAUAAAAAGGUUCCUCAGUUGCAGCUAUCAUCUAUAGCGUGUGAAGGAACCUGGCUCAGGUUAAGUCGUGUGAAGGGCCUGGCUCAGGUUCGUCGUGUGAAGGGCCUGGCUCAGGUUCGUCGUGAGGAUGACCUUUUUUUUUUAUGA